This is a messenger RNA of Phanerochaete carnosa HHB-10118-sp, 1293 nucleotides long. RefSeq lists its product as uncharacterized. Bases 4 to 1212 code for a protein of 402 amino acids. NCBI's taxonomy places the organism in Eukaryota, Fungi, Basidiomycota, Agaricomycetes, Polyporales, Phanerochaetaceae. The record is from RefSeq and is a predicted model, not a curated record. The transcript has 3 exons.
GCGAUGGCUCCUUCUUCUUUUUCUAAACAUCGCUUUCAGAAUUCUCUGGACUUGGCCGCCGCGCGGGCCAUGCGGAACGUCGGACGUGCUGCACAGUCUGGUACUGGCAAUGCCUGGUGCAUUGUGGACUCGCCAACACUCGGACGCAUGUCGAGCGUCUCUCGACGGUCUGAAGAGAGACAGCCCGCUGCCUUAGGAUCCCGGCUGGUUGUGCCUGUUGCCGAUAUCGCGCCGUUGAACAUCAAGAAGAUUCGGCGGCGGGGGUUGGUGAGCGGCAUCCACCUUGUAUUACCACCAUCGCCGCUGCCACUCGCGUCCUCGACCCUCGUUCCCCCGUCGCAGCCGUCCUCCACUCCGGGCACCGCGUUGACGUUCACGGCGGAGUGGGACCUGACGCAAAAGACUUUUGUCUUCACACCCUACGAGUCAGAGUACCCCACUUCUGCUGACGGACCCCGGUUCCUGCUCAGCCCGGUGCCUGUCAACGUCGAGGAAGACCCCCUUGCGCGAGGCACUGCGCCGUCGACGCCUGCCCCUUACACACCGUCGAGCGUGCGAGGGAUGAUCUCUCCCGCGCCCGCCUCUGCUCCUAUCCGGCGGUCCUGGUCCGGGGAUCUCAUCACGGUGACUGAUGAAUUAGACACAUUUGACAACAGGAACACUCCGUCGAGCGGGCCGAACACGCCUGUAUCGCCUCUCUUCGACUCGCCGCCACGCCCCCCAAAGCGGCAUUGCCGUGAGCGUAAUGACUCGCAGUCCACAGCUGCCUCGUCUAUCACGGACCUCUCGUCGCCAGGGGUUGAGACGCCGCCGCCGCCGCCGCCGCCGCCAAAAGAUGUCAUCGCGCUCCACGUGUUCGGGCAGGAGCUACAUCGUGCAGUGUCGGCAGGUGCCCAGACCGGAGAACUUAGCGAGGAAUGUUACGCAGAGCUCGACGAGGACCUGUUGCUGGCGCCAAUGGACGUGUUCGAGAAGACGCUAUGGGAUGCUACCCUCCCUGAACGGCGGCGGACGCGACGCAAGGCACGCGCCGAAUCGCGCCUAGUACAACACAGGCCGCCAUCUGACGUGCCACGCAACGCGCAGUCCUCAGCUUUCAGCAUCUAUUCCGCAGAUUCUUUUUCUCUUCCAGGCGGCCCAUCAUCUGCGAAAGGGUCGCUACGCCAACAGAUCACCAAGGCGUUAUCUUCCACAUUACACUUCAGGCGAUGACACCCAUGGAAUAGUGCAGUGCCUUUGCGGACACUCCCAUCUAAUGACCUGAUAUGAUCAACUAUAUGCCAUUCGCUCCCC